This is a messenger RNA of Ustilaginoidea virens, 780 nucleotides long. RefSeq lists its product as uncharacterized. Bases 1 to 780 code for a protein of 259 amino acids. The record is from RefSeq and is a predicted model, not a curated record. The transcript is spliced from 2 exons. Gene Ontology annotation, cellular component: membrane; endomembrane system. Lineage: Eukaryota; Fungi; Ascomycota; Sordariomycetes; Hypocreales; Clavicipitaceae.
AUGGGCGACGCGGAGCUCCGCCAGCGAAAAGCUACUACGCCUGCCCCCGAGCAAGCCAGCAAGCCCGCCGACCCGAAACCCGAGUCCCAAAAGCGCAGCGUCGACGUCGACGACGACGACGACGACUACACCCCGUGGCUCGAUAUCCUGCGCCUCCUCUCGUUCCUGCUCGUCGCAUCAUGCGGCCUGAGCUACAUGAUUAGCGGCGGCGAGAGCUGGUUCUGGGGCAUGAAGAACAAGCCGUCGUACCUCCGCGCGGACUGGUGGAAGGCCCAGCUCAGCGGGCCAAUCUACCUGACCGAGAAGGAGCUCCUCGCGUACGACGGCCGCGACGCCGACAAGCCGCUGUACCUGGCCAUCAACGGCACCAUCUACGACGUGUCGGGCGGCCGGCGCAUGUACGGGCCCGGCGGGUCGUACAGCGUGUUUGCGGGCCGCGACGCCGCGCGGGGCUUCGUGACGGGCUGCUUCGCCGAAGACCGCACGGCGGACCUGCGCGGCGUCGAGGAGAUGUUCCUGCCGCUCGACGACCCGGACGUGGACAAGUACUACACCGCGGCGGAGAUGGAGAAGCUGCGGGCCGAGGAGCUGGCCAGCGCGAAGCAGAGGGCGCACGACGCGCUGCAGCACUGGGUCGGCUUCUUCGCCAACAGCAACAAGUACAGCAAGGUUGGCUACGUGAAGAGGGAGCAGGGCUGGCUGGAGAAGCUGCCGCGGAGAGCGCUCUGCGACCGGGCGCAAAAGGGCCGAUCUAAGAGGAAGCGCAAGGGUGAUGACUAG